Molecule: messenger RNA, 4899 nt
Organism: Amoebophrya sp. A25
Lineage: Eukaryota; Dinophyceae; Syndiniales; Amoebophryaceae
Source: the annotation of a GenBank genome assembly
AUGGAGCAUAAAAAUAACUUAUACCAAGUCACUUUUUCUACGUUUCAUCAAACUCAGCAGCAACAAGACCGACGACAGCCUACGUUUCAAAUUCAAGACACCCCCGACGGCAGUACUUUCCUCAUCUAUCAAGCAGUACAGUCAGAGAAUUUCGAUUUUCCAUUCCCUUGGACGUAUCAACUCAUUGAGGAGCUCCAUCAACGUGAUCAUCCACAUCCAGACCAAAUGUGCGAACGAUAUUCCAGCAUUGGACUACCUCGACACUUAGCGGAUGCAGUCUAUGAGAUGUGCGACAUAUGCCAGGGCGCUCUUCGUAAAAAGCCAGCAGCACCUCGAUCCAAGAAGUUUUGUCAUGUCAAUGAGUGCGUCGCGAUGGAUACUCUCUUCCUGAAAUUUAACGGAGACGAGUACGCAGUUUUACACUUGGUCGAUGCGUUCUCGAAAUGGUCUUUGAUCAUCGUCAUUCAAGAAGGACACCCGACCGGAGCGGAUGUCUGCAGAGCUUUAGAUAAAUGGGCUACGAUUUUUGGUUCACUUCCCGGCGCAAUCUUCAGCGAUAACGGAAAGGAAUUCGUCAACGGACAAGUCUUAAGCUUCCUCCGUACCAACAAAAUGAUACAUUAUCGCUCGACUUCCGAUCGGCAUGCUAAUUUUGUAGAGUCACACAAUCGAGUAUUCCGGCGCAUCGUGGAGAAGUUAGUCAAUGUCGAUGCGAAACAUGUCGACAAAUUAACCAUGGACGACAUUUGCGCUUGGGGACAAAAAGCGAAGAACUCCUAUAUCAGGAAGUAUUUCGGGAGAUCUUUAUCUGCCCAACGGAUUGCACUACAAAGCGACGUCUACUUCGGACCAGUUACGGACGAAUCCACAUUGGACCAGAUGCUUCUGCAGAGAGAAGAACUUCGAAAGCGAGCAGCAUUGGCCGUCAAUGUGGAAGCAGAGCUUACGGAGCUUAAAAAUAACAGCGAAAGCCGCGGACGAAAAUUAGAAGCGUGGCGAACUGGUGACAAAUGCAGACUACUCGUAGCUGAUUCGAAGGAUCUUGGGGUCAAGCGGAUGCGCGACGCGGAAGUGCUCGGCACUCGCGGCGAAGGAGAGCGUGUAGUGGUGGUCCGGCUCACCAACGGCGACGUGCAUGAAGUUUCACAUGCGCGAGUUUUCUUACCUUCUGCGGAUGAGCUCUGCGUCGAAGUCCCAGCUACAAGCUCUUCGGUGCAACAUGAUGAUCAUAAUUCCGCUUCUUCCCCUCCACCUGAUUCGGUCGAUAACGUUUCUGAUGCCCCGUAUCUGCCUCAGGCUGAUCCCAAAGCGAAGCACAGCAACCGCGCGAAGAAAUUGGAACGGCUAUGCGUCAAGCAUUCGAAGCAACUGGUGGCGACUGCGCGCGCAAGUCCGGAGCUGCGCAGUGUGACAAAGAGCAACCUCCUGGACGGAACAUCUGGUGAGGUAUUUGCGGACGUUGAGGCUCAUUCUAGGACUAUUCCACAAGCAGCAACUUCAGGACUGCAACUAGUAUUAGUUUUUAGUCGUACUUUUCAAAAGCCUACUGCUAUCGUUCAUGAUGCUAGUCCGUUUAGACUUCAAAAGGAUGCAAAAAUGAUUAUUAGAAUACCACUAGAGACAGCAUCCGACAGCUUAGAAAGUGAAAACUUCGAGUAUCGCAUUGGUAACAGUAUGGAGCAAUCUAAUCGUAGUGAUAUUGACUUAUCUACGUUGGAUGCUAGAUAUUAUAGCGUUAUCUCUGGCGAAGAACUAACUGAGUUCUUGGCUUUACCUUUUGUACAGCAACAAGCUUACGUAAGUGCGCUAACCGUCAAUCAGCUUCGUUAUCUAACCAAGUUCCUGGGUAUCUCACUGAAAAACGGAAAGAAGGAACUUCAGGAUAACAUUCUGGCUUCUUGUAGGUCUCGCGCUAGAGCUUUACUAGCAUUCUAUAGCACUGACUGCGCUGACGAUUCUAGCACUAGAAACGAUGCUUCAGCUUUGUUUGUCCAGCAGGAGCCUAAUCCUGACCAAGAGCCUGUGUUUCUUUCUGAGAUGUGUGAUUUUUAUGAUGUUCUUCAGACGCAUCUGGCUGCAGAUAGUAGCGAGAUGAUCCACUUACAGCAUGGCGAUUCAUUAUUCUCACUACUGGAAAACGUUAGAAAUCCGGACGGUAAAGGUAACCACAUCGAAAAGAUAACAGUUUAUCGAGGACGUGGCAGGAUUCUUACUGGUAACUCGAAGCAUCUAAGUCAAGAGUCAUAUCUUUUGUUGCCUGACAGUCAAACAAAGCGAUUAGUUGGCGACGCAAUUCCGCGUAAGGGAGUCGUAGUCUCUUUUUAUUCUCGUCCUAAGCCUACUAUACCUGACAAGAUUACGGCCAACAAAUCAGCAAAAGGGAUCAAGUUAAAUCUUCCGGCUGAAUUAUUAGCAAAAGGCACCGUUCAGGACUUGCCUAUAUCUUUCUUCGAAGAACAUAACUUGAUGGAUCAACUUAAAGAGGCGCUACGUCAAGAACUAGGCGCAUUAAAUAAGUUCAAUGUUUUUGUUGUAGGUAAAAGGGAUCCAUCUCGCAAGCCACUUACUUCUAGACUAAUUCUAGGCAUCAAGACCCUUACCGAUGGUCUCUUAAAGAAAGUAAAAGUGCGCUAUGUACCUCGCGGAUUUCCUAAGAACGACGAUAGAUCUGGAUACGUGCGGAGAGACACUACUAUGGUCUCCCAAGAAGGACUACACUUAGCACUUCAAAAGUACUUAAAUGAAGGCUGGCUACUAUACGGCGAAGACUUCUUAAACGCGUUUUUACAAGCUGAGGAGAUAGAGGACUCCAAACUCCGACCUCACGUCGAGUUCCCCCCUGUUGACUUUCUUCCCCCUGAGCUUCAAGAUAUAGUGCGUGAAGUUAUGGGAUUUCAGGAAGACUCAGUUUGCAUUUUUAUUCGCGCUUGCUAUGGUCUUAUUGAUGCUUCUCGUGGUUGGUUUCGAACUUUAACUAAGAAACUUUUUGAAGUAGGUUUUCAGCAGUUACGAUGUGACCCAGGCAUUUUCAUCCUCGUUACUGACACCGCCAGCAAUGUCAUCCGAGGCACUAAGUCAGAAGCUUAUAUAGGUGAAGUUGAAACUCAAAAGUUAGAGGAGAAAGUCUACGAGAUUGAAACUUUACCACCAGAACACAAAGUCUCUGGCGUAGUUUGUCUUCACGUAGACGAUACCCUUCGGGGAGGUGACGACAAAUUCCAUGAGGUGUGUAAAGAAGUUACUUCAUAUUUUCUAGUAGGAGACAACUGGAAAGAAGAUCCUAAGUCUUUACUUCAGUCCUUUACUUUUCUUGGUCGUGACUUAGUUGUCGAGAGAGACGCAAGCGGCAGGCGAUCUUUCAAGAUUUCGCAGGAAGGAUACGCUGCCAAAUUAGCUGUAAUGUCUAUUCCUGAUGGUGUCGAUCUUGAAAAAGCUUUAGAUACAGCUUCGCAUAGUCUUUUUCGUGCUAUGGUUGGUCGUCUUAACUGGAUAACUUACAAGACAAGGCCCGACUUGCUAUUUGGUACUUUCACUGGUUCCAGGGCCGUUGCAAGUCCUAUUUGUAGCGACGUCAUUGCCCUAAACAAGACUUUGAGGACUGCUAUUUUUCAUCGUGGGAAUGGCAUUCGCAUGCACCCCAUGAAAGUAGAAAAAUCUCGCAUAGUUGCACUCACUGACGCAAGUUACAACCGUCACAAAACUUGCCCGUCUGUUUUUGCUGGUAUGUUUUUCGUAUCUGACUAUGACGUCGACUACGACCAAAACCUUUACACCAACGAGCCUACCGACCGUUUAGCGCCGGUAUCUAGUAAGCCCGCGUGGGUCCAUGCUUCUCUAGUAUUUUGGAGAACUCGAGUAGUUAUACGUAGAGUAGACACUAUUCUUGACGUUGAGACACUAUCUAUUCAGUACGGUUCCGUAACAGCGGAAUACUUACAAAGUCUAGGCCUCGAAAUGCAAGUUGUGUGCAGUAAACUUAAACCUUGCAUCUUUAACGAUAACAACUCAACCAUAACACACAUAAAGAGUUCGAACAAGCACAAGAAUCCAAGAAUGAAUGUUAUCUGGGGAACGCUACGCCAAGCGUUCACUAGUAACAAGUUUGCUCUUAAAUUCUUGUGCGGUAAAACUUCGAACAUUGUGGACGUUGGAACUAAACUAAAGUCUAACACUUUGCCUUUGUUCAUAAAGUCACUACGACUAGGCAAGCUGUUUAUAACGCCUUGAGCACAGCGGUUACGGCAGAGCUGACUUAUGUUUUUCUUCUAGCGUAUAGAUAAACAAACUUUACCUUGUGCGUCUAGAACGACUCACUUUUUACUACUUAAACUGUUGAUAAUUUAACCCAUUAACCUUGACUCGUAAGGCUAGCUGCAAAAGAGUUUGCUUACCAAAGAGUAGAGUGUAGUAGCGGUAAGUCAGUAGAACUACAAAAGAAAACAAGUAAAGAAAAGUACUGAACACGUAAAGAAGACCCACUCUAAAAGGCAAGGCUUUAGGCUGGCUCGUCGCACUCUCCGCGAUAGUGAUUUGCAUUAGACUAGCGUAGGUUAGUACUCUCUUUCACAUUGUUUGUCGUUGUAUACGUUUGCCCAGCACUGUUAACUUGUUGUUAAAUCAACCUUGCUCGCAAAACAUCUGAUCAAUGUCAUGCGUCGCAAGCUUUUAGGUUGGCGGGUGUGAGAGAAAUCCACACUACGCCAAUCUGUUUGAGUUGUUUGCUGGCAAUCUGUUGAGAGUUGAGCCAUAAGAAAAGCCAAAGCCUUGGAGUGAUUUAGUUGAGUAAUUAAGUGUUUAAAAGAAAAACGAACUUAAGUAACAACGCAUUGAAAACACACACAAGACAAAAACACUUUGACAAUUUCUUUUUCAACAGGCGUUUUAUGCAUUUGAAUAAAC